AUGGUGGUAUUGAAGACACAAUUCAUCAAUCCCUUCCAUGCUGACCUUGAUAAAGAUAAGUUGUUCAAUUUGGUUUCCGGGUAUCCAGCUCCAGAGAACGUGUGUGAAUGUCUACUUGCACUUGAAUCAAGGGGAAAGGAGCUAAUGGACGAAUUUCAGGACAGAAUUACCACAGAGUCAGCAGAAUCACCUGGAGCAGAUUUCUUUAGCCCAAUCAAGAGAGAGAAGCUCGAGACCUUCAAGAAUUUGGCAGUAAAGACCAAGAUAAAGAACAAGGGAAGGAUCAAGGAACUCACAUAUCAGAGAGAUAUCUUGGGGAUAUUAGUUGCGUAUUCUAACAAGCACGAGUCAGGUAUUGAUCUUGAGAAAGUACUCUGCUUUCCUCUUGCACCCGUUUCGAUCCCGCUAUGCACACCAGAUGGCGCGAUACGAAAAACCGUCAAAAGCAAAUUGUACCACGCCUCCAUGAGCGAGCUGACUGUUGUAAGCCACGACUCACUACCACCCGCUUCGACAAUGAGAACAUACUUGUUAGAUCUCGCCGCUGCGAUACGUAGUCUGAUCUUCACUGGAUCUACGAUUAGAGAAAUGACAUCUCAAAUAAUAGCCACUGUUCCUUCUCAGUACACGACUAUCUACAUAGUUUGUGACACAUACAAGGACAAUAGCAUCAAAGGUGGAGAACGCCAAGCAAGAGGUUCAAGCGAGCGGUAUGUCCUAACCAGUCCUGACAUGAAGGUGCCUUACGAUUUCGCUGGUUUUCUUCGUAAUGGGGAAAACAAAGAAAUGCUUUUCAAUCUUAUUCAGAAAGCAAUUGAAGAAAUGCGUGGUGAUCUACUAUCAGGAAAAACCGUAUUCUUUUCCAACAAAUUCAAGUGUACGAAGAUAACAAGUGAUGAAGUAUCAGUUGCCGAAUACUUAGCUAGCGACCACGAGGAAGCGGACACAAAGCUUGUUGCCUUGACCUACGCUGUGAACGCACCUCCAGAAGAUACUAUUAUGGUUCGAUCACCUUCCGGAGAUAUCGAUAUUCUUGCCCUGUUUGUGGCGCAUGAUUUUUGUGCCGCUAAAAUCCUAAUCGACAACGGGACCGGAAAAGCUAGAAAAAUUAUAGAUGUGACGUCGUCAACAUUAGAUCAUGAGAAAAGAAAGGCUCUGAUUGGUUUGCACGCGUUUUCUGGUAACGACUACGUUUCAACUUUCUUCAGGAAAGGGAAGAUGGCUGUUUGGAAAGCGAUGCUGAAAAGCCAAGAAUUUAUUAGUUUCUUUGCUAAGCUAGGCAGCUCUCUUCAAGUUCCUGACCAUCUUUCGGAGAGCUUACAAAGGUUCGUUUGUGCAUUAUACGGUAACAAGGUGAUGUCUUCGGUGAACAAACUUCGACAUAAGAUGUUUGUCCAAAAAUUUACGAAAGAGAAGAAAGUCGUUGAUCUUAGCCUUUUGCCACCUUGUGCAACCAACCUCAAGUUUCACAUAAUGCGUGCAAAUUAUGUUGCAUUCAUUUUCAGGAAUGCUAAAAACUUGAUCCUCGAUCUUGAUGACCAAACAUGUCAUGGCUGGAAAGAAGAUGGAAAAGUUAUCUGGGACAGUGUUGCUUACCCCGAUGACGUUAGCGAAAUGUUAAUUGACAGAGAAGAAGAAAGUGACGAGUUUGAUUUCGAGCGAAAUAGUUAUAUUGGAGAUGACAUCGACGAUGAUAUGGAGGAUGAUGAGCAUUAA
Paramuricea clavata is the source of this 1716-nucleotide messenger RNA. The record is from the annotation of a GenBank genome assembly. NCBI's taxonomy places the organism in Eukaryota, Metazoa, Cnidaria, Anthozoa, Malacalcyonacea, Plexauridae.